AUGAACAACAUUACCGAGAUCUCUCAGAAGAUCUGCCCAGAUGACCCAAUGCUUGAAGAAAAUCCAGUUUCAAGGCUUUGUAUCAGGCCUAACUGCACAGAAAAGUUUGAAGAAACUAAGAAGGCCACCUCAAAUAUUGUGGGGGUUCAUAUCAGUUUGGAGCAAAGCCAGAUGAGUACCUGCAGUGAAGCUCCUCUCUCCAGCAACAAUUCAACAAACCAAAGUUCCCUGCAGUGCCACUUUGUUAGUCUAAAGCAGCAGAUGGCUGGGCAGAAGGCGGAGUAUGAAGCUAAGAUUACAAGCCUGGAGCUGCGUAACAAAGAACUGCAGUUAGAGAUUAAAGAUUUGCAUUCAAAAUUGGGGCAGCAACGGAAGUGGUAUCAUUUGGUAGAAAUUAAAAUGCGCAAUGCAGAAAGGGCACGGGAAGAUGCAGAGAGAAGAAAUGCAACUCUUCAGAAAGAAAUGGAACAGUUUUUUGAUACUUUUGGAGAAUUAACAAAUGAACUAAAGGCACCAGAGCAAAAUGCUCAGAGCUUUUAGAAACAAACUGGCCUCCGUCUCAAGUAAAGAAAAUCUGUUUUAUGAUUAUUUCAAUCUAUAUACAAAGGUGAACAUUCUUUUCCCCCCAGAGCAAUGAAAUCACAGCAUUAGAGAAUUCUCUCUCUUGUUUAUAUUUAUAAAUACAUUAAAUACUUAAAUAGUAUACUGAAGAGUACAAUAUGCAAUUACUUAAUAUGCAUUCUUAUUUUAGAAUUCAGGCUGUAUAGAAGUAGAUUUUUAACACUGAGAUUAACAUGGAAAAAGGAAAAGUAAGGUUUGGGUAUUAAGGAGGAAUUGGAAUGAUGAGGUGUAUUUUAGGAAAGCAUAAGAAUAUGGUAUAUACUUCGAAGGAAUACUUGGAAGGAUAGAGAGAGAAUGCUAAGGAAGAAAUGAAGUAACUCCUGAGAUUUCCACAAUCAUUUAGCAGAGCUCCCUACAGGAUCUCUCUUGUUUGAAAGACCAACUCUUCCUUUGCUACAAAUGGGAUAUAUUAAUGAAUGCUUUUUGUGCAGCAAAAUGUCAGAGACUUGUGUAACAACAACACAUACAACCUCUGCAGCCUUCUCAGGAUACCAUACCAUCACUUCACACUGCAGAUUUCAAAGCUACAAACCAGAAUGACUUACGAUCAUGUUGCAUAAAGAUGGAGAUCUGUUUUCUGUGUCUGUACUGAAGUU
This is a messenger RNA of Eublepharis macularius, 1217 nucleotides long. RefSeq names its product rho GTPase-activating protein 24-like. The coding region runs from base 1 to 540 and encodes 179 amino acids. Lineage: Eukaryota; Metazoa; Chordata; Lepidosauria; Squamata; Eublepharidae. The record is from RefSeq and is a predicted model, not a curated record. The transcript is spliced from 2 exons.